AGGCGCUCCACCCUGGCAUGGCUCGCUCAAAACCACAGGCUGCCGCCGCCGCCGCCGCUGUCACGCCCAUUUGGCAGCCCAGGCAGGAAAAGCAGGGGGAGGAGAGGCGAGGGAAAGUGGGGCGAGCUUUAAAUACCAGCCCGAAAGCCCAGCAGCGGCAGGCUGAACGGGCAGCGCACGCCUAGAGAGCAGCGGCAGAGAGCAAGGUGAGCGAAGGGCCCCAGGCAGAAAGACCCCUCAGCCCCCAGACCUGGGGAGGAAGGAAGCCGAAGCCCGUCUGCGGAUUCCCAGAGAAGUGUCGGCCAAGGCGCCCUCUUCUGCCGGCCCCGGUUCCUCCCAGCAGUUUCCUACGCUGGCGCUUGACUGCCCUUCCUGCUAAGGCUUCCCCCUUUCAACCCACUGCCCCAGCCUGGGUGGGGUGUCCCCAUAGGGAGAGGAAUCCACUGCACAGCUUGGGUGGAGGGAGCUGCCCCUGGGGUCCUUCCCGCCUGUCCCCAUGCCAAGUGAUCCUUCUCUCCUCCCAUCCCUUAUUUUCGAUCCUGCCCAACCCACAAAACUGGGACACAAAGAGCUUUGUUCAGCCAGGGUUAGAGAACUCCCUCGCAGGUGCUACUCUGUGGAUGAUGUUCCCACCCCGUUUUCUGAAGGUCCCUCUCCUGAAACAACUCUCUCUCUCUCUCUCUCUCUCUCUCUCUCUCUCUCUGCCUUCCAGGCCACGACUGAGUCACUUCUCCCCUUGGGUUAAAAAUGGACACCUCUAAAGUGUGUGGGUUCCUGACGGCCAGCUUCCUCCUUCUGGUUCUGCUGGGGGAUCCAACUGCAGCCUGCUCCUGUGCCCCCCGGCACCCCCAAUCCGCAUACUGCUAUGCUGAUGUUGGUGAGUCUCUGGACGCUGCUGAAGUCCACGCACUGCCCUCCUCUCGGCACUGUCUGACUUCCUCUGCCCUUUGGGGCACAGCUUCCCCUUUGACUCCUAAUGCUCUUCCUUGUCCCUGCAUUGGGGGGGGGGGGCUCAUGCUCAGGCAUUGAAUGUGGCCCUCGUCAGCCCUCUGGACUCUUCCCAGGACCACACCCCUCAUUUGUCCUGCUCCACGUAUUCCUCACAUGUUUUUGCCUGGCUAUUCUGUGUUCUUAAACAGUCGUAAUGCCUCUUGCUUGCCUGGCUAGAAGUGUGUGAAUGCAACCUACUGUAAAAAGGCAAGCCCCGCCCACUUUUACCUCUAGUCCCUCCUACCACUAGCUCAUGCAGCCCCCAAGAAGGUUGUCCAUGAGGGAAUGUGGUCGUCUGCCUCUGUCCUAGAUGUUUGACAGUGGAACAGAUUCCCACAAGAGGUGGUGGACUCUCCUUCCUGGGAGGUUUUUAAGCUGAGGUGGGCUGGUCAUCUGCCAUGUAUGAUUUAGUUGAGUUUCCUGCAUUGCAGGGGGUUGGACUAGAUGACCCUCAGAGUCCCUUCCAGCUCUAUAAUUCUAUGAUUCCAUGAUUCUGUGAAUUCUAUCCAUCACUCCCAUAAACUGAAAUUCACCACUAUGCCCCAGGGUUGCAAAUAGCCACUUGCCUUGUAGACCUAAUACAAAGGUAUUUUUAUAAAAGGGAAGACCAUUGUUCUCUAACAUGUCUCAGGCUACAUUAGGCUGUAGACAGGCCACAAACUAUAUAGGUGCAUAAACAGGCUAGUAACUAAGUUGGCAAAUCUACACAUUCCCCCCUUCCUGUACCAACAGCCUGUGUGUUCGUAUCCAGUCAUUUAAAGGGUUUGAUGGCAUACCAAUGCCACUUGAGUAGUCAGACUUCAGGAGUGUGAUUUGAAGUCACUAGCAAUGCUUUCACUCUGGAUUACUUCCCUGUGGUGAGCGCUUAUACCCAGAAGAACCGCCCAUCAUCUCAGCAUGCCUAGGGCAAUUGGAUUGAGGGGGGCUUCCAGACUCUCAUUCUUUUCAGAUGGGAGACUGGCAAAUUCUGGUUGCACAGUUGUAGUUGAACGUUUGUAGUAAGGAAAGUGAGGAGGAAAUGCACUGGAAAGCGCAGAACCACCUCACUUUGGUGCAUUGUCAUCUAACAUCCUCACAGAAGCCUCUGAAUAAUUGCUCAUUAAAUAGCCAGUGUCAUCUAAACUCCCUGCAAACAAAUCAGGACACAGAGUCAACAAACAGGUUAUCUGGAAGCGCCCCAAGAUGGUGAUGAGGAUGUUGAAGAUGAGGGUUCUAGCAGGGCUCUUGGGUCUUCCUCAUCUUCAGCUACCUCACCUGGAUAAGUUUGGCAAUUGAACCUUCCCCCAACAAUUCAUCUCCAUCCCAGAAAAAGCUUCACAUGCGAAAUUUCUGCAAACCAGGCAGUUGUUAGAAGUGCAGGAACCCAAACACCACACAAACCGAAGGUUGGCAGCGCAAAUGGAAACUUGGUCAUAUAUCAUGGUAUGCUGAGGUUUUAUCCCCUCUAAACGCUCCUGGAACUUUUUCAAUACUUGUGCUUGCUAACACCCCCUUAAAAGGGCUUCAGAAGCAUUUUUAAGUCCUGCAAUAGUGCGCACUUGAUAAUAAGUAAAUAUGCCCUGCACUGCCCCCUGCUGGCAGUAUACAAUCGAUACGUAUUCCCUUAUGUACCUCAGCUACGGUCAGUAUAGAAUCCGGCAAUUAAUUUCGCCCCCCAGAACUGUCACUAGGAAACUUUGACCCUGUCACUGAAAUAAAUUAGGCAAAUGGGCAUGUUUAGCUGGUAGGCUAGAGUCUGAUUUAAAAAAUGUGCCUCUUUCUUUUCUUGUCUCUUUUAAAAAAAGAUUUUUAACAUAAAAUGAUUCUGGGCUGUUUUAUUUUAUUACACAUUCUAAAUUUGGGGUGGGAUGCAAUGCCCCACUAUUACAAAUCUUCCAUCUGCACAAGCACUUCAGCCAGAUGGAAUGACGCCCCCUCUUGUCCCUUCCAUCUGCUUUUCUGCAGGUUCUCCCAGCCUCCCCGCCCCCAGCCAGUUCCAAGGAGAAGUGGGGAGCUCUUUUGUGCAAGCAGAAGUCCUUGCACAGGGCUUCCUCUCAAGGGGCUCCUUAGGUGAUUCACCCUUUGAAUUUUUAAGAUUUCUGUUCUUUCCUUGAAUGAAAGAAAGUGGUUGGGAUUGAAAGAGGCUCAGGACUCAUAUAAGACUGAGGUGGGGAGCAGGAGGGCAAUUGCAGACAGAUAUCACCAGUGUGACUGAAUACAACAGAACUUAUUUGGUUUACAUGUUCUAAACCCUGAUCUCAGCUGUUAUCAAUAUAUUAUUAUGCCACUAGUAACAAAAAUUGCAAUCAUAGGUCUUUUAUCAAGUCAGACCAGUGCUUUUUUCAGGGGGUCCUCAAGGGGACGCAGUGCCAGCACCUCUUUUGUUGUUGUUAAAAAGUGUGACACUUACUGUAACAACUUCAUGGUGAGUGCCAGCACCUAUUUUUCUAGAAAAAGGCACUGGGUCAGACUAUUUGUCAACCUUGCCUAGUAUUGUCUACUCUGAUUGGCAGCAAUUUUCCAGGGAGGGUUUUCCCCCAUCACCUGCUCCCUGAUCCUUUUAAACUGGAGGCACCAGAGACUGACUUUGGGACCUCCUGCAUGCAAACAUAGGAAGCUGCCUUAUACCAAGUCAGAGUACUGCACUAUCUAGCUCAGCAUUGCCUAGACACUGACUGGCAGCAGCUCUCUGGGGUUUCAGAGACGGGACAUUCCCAGCCCUACCUGGAGAUGCUGGGGAUUGAACCGGGAACCUUCUGCAUGCAGAGCAGAUGCCCUGCCCCCAGCGACAGUCCCUCCAAGGACCUAAUCAGAGGAGAGCACUAGCUAUGCCCAUCACAAAGCGGUAGUAAUUUGAGUCCUCUUUGGUUGCAGACUCACAACGCAACACAGAGAAAGCAGUUUCCCUGGCUGGACUAGGGGGAGAAGCUCUCAGAGUGGGAUUUCCACUUGCAGUCCAAUCACACACACACACACACACACACACACACACACACACACACCCCUCCCUCCUCCUGCUCAGUUUCCUCCAAAAGCCUGCUUGGAGGGAGAUUAUGGGAGAGCCUACAAAGAGGAUUACAUCUCACUUUGCAUUUCCUAGCAGAUCUAUGACAAAAAUGUGAAUGAUCUACAGCCGAGUGUUAAAAUGCAAGUGGUUUUUCAACAACUCCAGUACAUGAACAUAGCUGCAGGAAAAUCUGCCCAGUGGCUUUUUAGGAACUCUGAAAAGCGUCACCAGGAUCCCCCCCCCCAAAGUACUGAAGACUUCCUUGUUCCAGCAAGCUUUUGUUUUGUUUUUAUAAUUUGGUUUUAAUGGCUGAAUUUGCCCCCUUCUUCAUUGAGCCUUUGUAUUGCUGUUUGUAAUGCAGUUUAUUGUUGUAAGCUGCUCAGAGUGGCACAUUUUGCACUGAAAGAGCAGAAUCUAAAUGUCUACAUAAAAAAAAACACCAGGUGGUCACAGCCCGCUCUCCACUUUUUGUAUUCAGGGGGCUUUUGAUAUCAGAUGGCCAGCACAGCCAGAGGUGAGAUGAUGGGAGGUAGUCCGUAUGGAGGGCAUCACUGACUUAACUCCAAGGGGAGGCAUCCCUGUUAGAAGUUGGACUUCAAAACUCUGACCCUUACAAGAGAAAGAGAGAGUAGUUUUAUGGGGAAAUCGAGUGUGAGGAAGGGUUAGGGUUAGGGUUAGGGUGUCCUCCAUAUGUGGUCAGGCUCCAAAGCCCAUCCACCUCAGCCAGCAGAGCCAAGACUUAGGGGAGAUGGGAGUUGUAGUGCAGCAACAUCGGAGGGCCAAUGGUUCCCUGCUGCAGGCCUUGUGAGAACAGCAGGUCUGGGUGUAACUCUGAGGCUGCAGAGCAGACAAAUCACAGAAGAAACUGUAGCCGAGGUGGCAAGAUUCCCAAGCGUCCUGCACCAUCCCUCCUUUGGGUAUAGCAUAAUGGGAGAGAGGCGUAUGAAAGUCAAGGUCAAAAGCCGGGAAAGCUGGGGAGAAUGGAAGAAAAGCUGUGAUGCAAUACCGUUUUUUCCUCUGCAGUGAUCCGGGGUAAAUUUGUGGGAGUCAGCAAGCAGCAGGUGAACAUCUCCAUAGGAGAACCAGUGUGGUGGAUGCGACACGAGAUCAAAACCACCAAGGUGAGCUUCUCCCGCUACUAUAAUGUAACCCUUAUGCUGGUGGGCAGGACAAGCUGGUGGAGAUCCCAUUCCACAGCCAGUGAGCCUGCUUGGAUCUACGCAGCAACAAAAUGCAGCAGCCAAGUGUUCCUCAUCCUCAGUAGCUCCUUCCCUCUUCCCUGAAGAUGCUGCGUUUGCUGAGCCUACAAACUUCCCAUGCAAAGUGAACCCUUUGCCUCUCUUCCUUGCAAGUUUUUGCAGAGAGAUGCAGCUAUCCAGGCUCUGCCCUGCCACCCAGUACGCAUUCUCAGAACAGCUGGUCCCCCCCUUUCCUUUCCUUUGUUUUCAUCCUCACCUCCCACUCCCUGCAACACCCUCUAGACGGGAAGGGGGGGCUGCAAGGUGCCCUUGAGCUCUGAGGAUGCUUGUCUGGCAGGAAACCAGCCUGCAGCACAAAGGCAAAAUGUACAUUGCUAAGGAUGCUUUUGCCUCUGGCCCCACCACUAGUGGCGUGCAGCCCUCAGGUUCCCUGCCUCUGAAGGCUGUCUGCACCCCCCGAGGCCUCCGCAGCACACUGACAGGUACUCCCUUGAGCUCACAUGAGGUGGCAAAAGAUUGAGCCUUCUCAGCAGUAGACCCUUCUUCAGCAUUAAGGUGAUGAUGAUGAUGAUGAUGAUCAGUUAAAUUUAUGGGGCUUGAACAAUCAUGAAUGCAAGACAUGUGCUCCCCCUGAGUACAACCUCUUCCCCACUUCUGUAAGAGCCGGGAAGAGUCCUGUCCCUGCACCUGUCCCUCUAUUGGCCCCUUCCUGGUCACUGACCCACCUCCCCCCCCUGCACAGGUGUACAAGGGCCCUGAGGAGAUGCAAGAUGUCCGUUUCCUCCACACUCCUGCCAUGGAAAGCCUCUGCGGCUAUGAACACAAGGGUCCUCUCAAAGGAGAAGAAUAUGUCAUUGCAGGUAUGGUGUGCCGUCUUUUUGCCAGGGAGCACUUGGGGCAAAUUGAAACUCACAAAUAACCCUGAGUGAAAGAAGCAGGCCUAUGCGCCCUCUGCUCACAGUCAUUUGAGGGCAGCAUGGAUUUGUCAAGAGGAGCAUCAUGUCACCAAGGCCUAGAUAUGUGGGGAGUGGCUAUGGUACCCUUUGCACAUGCUCAGAGGCACCCCCUGCCAAACUGCACAAGAAAGGAUAGGCAGCUCUAGGGCCCUUCCAGGAUCAGGGCCAGCCCCGUCACAGGAACAAAAGCCUUUGGCAACAGGUUUGAAGUUCCCACUGAUAAGGAGCAAAUUGUCGCUUGCAUGCUGUUUUACAGGAGCAGGCGCCAAUGAAUUUUCUCUCUCAGGUGUCUAAAUGUCUUGAACCACCACGAGUGAGAGAAUAGGGAAAUACAGGGGUGAAGAGGCUGUGAUGGCCACCAAGUCGGAUGGCUUUAAAGGAGAAUUAUACAAACUCAUGGAGAAUAAAGUCAUUAGUGGCUACUAACCAGGAUGGCUAUGGUCAGACCCCUGGCAGGCCUCUGAAUCACAGUUGCAGGAAAGUGUAGGAGGGGAGAAGGCUCUUCUGCUCAGCUGCGGCUGCUGCUGCCUGGUUUGCAUCUGGUUGGCCUCUGUGAGAACAGGAUGCUAGACUAGAUGGGCCUGAUCCUGCAGGGCUCCACUUACGUUCUUAGAAAGUGCCAACCAGUGUAAGGGUUUGGCGAUAUCCUGGAUGGUUUUGUUCUGCAGUUGCUUUGACACCCAUCUGAAUCUUCUCCUCUUUCUGGACCAGCCACAACCAGCCCAGGGCCUUUGUGACAUCCGGGACUGUGUCCCUCACAAAGCUUCCCUCUUAGAAGAGAGGAAGAACAAGUCAGCCUCACGCAAGACCUCCUUGGGAGCGCUGGGUUCUGGACAUGAGCACACAAAAACGGGUUUGGGGAGGUUUUUCAAUGGAAGGCUAUCAAGUUACAAGAUUUCAGGAGGAAGUUACGGAGAAUCACCAAUAAGAAACAAAGCAGUCUUGAAACCUUUCCAGGUGCAAAUCAUAUUGAAAUCCUGUGUAACCUCCCUGAUACCAUCAUGAGCACAAACCAUCAUGAAUACCCAAGGAAAAGGGCAUCCAGAGUAGCCCUUAUACUGUAGAUUUUGAACAUUUUAAUCCCAGCUUUUGUCAGAGAGCUCAGGCCUGAUCUAGACCAACAGCUUAAUUCGGGGGUGCCCAAACUUUUUCCAAAGAUGGCCAGAUUUGAUGAAGUGAACAGGCGUGAGGGCUGACCAAAGUUGUUGUGCUUUUUUUAGGAUUGAAGUUGUUGAGCUAGGAUUUAACCCCAAACUUGAUGAGCUUUUUAAAGGAUUUUACCCCAAGGACAUAUAUUGCCACGGGGCCCGGAUUAAAUCGACCGGUGGGCCAGAUUAGGCCCCCCAAACAGACUUUGGACAUGCACUCCUAUGUGGUCAGCACCUCUUCAGAAUACAGGAGUUGGAUUGGCCAACUGAAUGCUCUCCCGUGGAGGCAGGUGGAAUAGCUGCUGCACAAAGGAUGCCAGCAUCUCAUGGAUAGUUUUGGGGCAGGCCAGAAUGCCUCCUCCCACCAACAGCCAAUUUUUCUAUGUGCAGUCAGUGAGUUGUUCUUUUAAAUGGAUGAGUAUUCAAGAAUGUGAGCACCCCUACAGUCAAAGAUGACACCGCCCAGGAAUAGUUUUAUCUCACAGUGAGCGCCUUGUCUAGGCUGGCCUCAAAGCUGCUUGUAACAAAAGAAUGUGAACAAUAUGUUUUCUGCUCUAGUGGCCAAAAAACCUCCAAAACAAAUAAACACAGCAUGUCUUUUUGAAAGGGCAGCUUAAUAACAGAGUAGAUUGCCUAGGAAACUAGUGAAAUCUCUUUUCUUCCCAGGGAUACUUUAGCUAUGGUUCAUGAUUCCAAAGAAACACUAGAAAACACAUAAUGUCGUUUGGGGCAUGAAAUUCAACUGACUGAGAAUAUCAGCUUUCAUUUAAUUAAGAAGAAGCAGGGGCAGCAGGUUUCUAGCCCUUGUGUUUUUAAAGAUCUGUUAUGACAGCGGAAAUCUCAAAAAGCAGAGAGGGUGCUGAAUGAGAUGCUCAAAGGGGUUCAGUGCCUCACAUGGCUUUCUAACCUAAGCCAUGACUACCAAAGUCAGAAUAAAUCAGGCAAAACUAAACAAAUGAUGCAAAAAAAUGACUCAUACAAAAUGGUCUCAUAUGAAUUAUGUACUCAGGUCACACAAUUCAAUUUUUGGGGAGCAUGGAAUUUGCAUUUGUCCAGGAAAAGAUUUUUUUAUUACACACAUACACACCGAAGGGCAGAUUAUGCACAAUCCUGCUUAUGCUUGCAAAGAUGCGUGGCGUUAUUGAUAAACCUUCAAACCUCUCAUCAGGUUACAAUUUUAGUUAUGAAAGCAAGGUCUGGGGGUGACAAGGCCUUGUGAGCAAGUCCUCUAUAUUCUCUUCCUCCACAUUUACACUUAACUUUUCUGUCUUACCUGUUUUUUCACCUCCCAACAGGCAUGCUGGAAGGUGACCGUGCCAUGAUCACGGCCUGCUCCUUCAUCGAGCCGUGGUCUCAGCUGUCCUUUGCACAGAAGCGAGGCUUGAGUUCAGACUACAGCAAGGGCUGCAACUGCACAGUAAGUACCUGGCCCCCAGCAGACCCUUUCAGAGGGACCCCAGGGACAGGAGGGCAUAUGCUUGCAGAUGGGGCAGGCCCUCCAGAAGAAAGCAUGCACCCUCUGAAGAGCUCUGUCUAGCUCAAAAGCCAAUGUCAUUGGCAGCAAAGGGUCUAAUGGAAGACGUGCUUCCUUAUCUGUUAUACGUAUGGGCUGCCAUACGUCCGGGAUUACAAAGGCAGAAUUGAUGUCGGGGGGGGGGAUUUCCGAAAGUUGGCGCUUUGUCCUGGGGUGUCCUGGUUUUUAUUUUUUGAAAUAUGGCAACCCUAUUUGGACCCUAAUUUAUUUUUUAACAGGAACCAUAUUUUAAACUGAGCAAGGAUUGAAGGGUCAGCAGCACUGACUCCACCCAUUCACCCUCUCUGACAUGACUCAGGGCUCCUUCAUCCCCUUUUCUCCAGUGUGGAGAGCAAGGGAGUCUUUGGCGAAACUCUCCCCCAUUUGAUCUCCCUGAGUGGAAGAAAAUGACUAUGAAUUGUUGGGAACUAUGGGCUUCCCCAUGGGAAAGCCCUGUGGGGCCAGAGUGAGUCCUCAGGUCGCUGGUGGCUGGUCCUCACGAUUAGGGCAAGGCAGAGCUAACACAUCACCAGCAGUGAUGGCUGGGGUGCAAUGGAACUGGUAGGGCAAAAGGCAGGGAGACCAACAGUAGGUGGCGCCAGAGCCAAUGACAGGCACAGAGACCCCCAAUAGGAUGUUAAAUUUUAUAGUUCAUUAACAAUCAAAGAAGAAUGGAUGGAGGCAGCAUCCAGAUCUUCAUUUUUCCAAAAUGUAAGUAAGAAGCCAAGCAAGUGGGGGCUGGCUGAGGGCAGAAUGAGGUUGGUGGAGCAGUGCCCCAUUUGCCCUCCUGCAGGACCGGCUCACCCAUGAGGCAAGGUGAGGUCACUGCCACAGGCAAGACGAUUCACAGAGGAAGCAGAUCUAGAUAUGGAUCUUAUCCCACCUCACUUGUUCCUGAUGUAGAUCUCCCCCUCCCCCUUCUUCCCUGGUGGGGAGGGGGUGCCAUUUUCUGGCUCACCUCGGGUGCCAAAAUGUCUUGGGCCCGUCUUGUCCUCAUGGACCAGCUUCCACUGGUCAACAGAGGUGGGGGAUGGGAUGUUGCUAUGAUGCGUGAGGGGGGGCCUGUCCACUCAUGUUUCUGUGUGUCACUCUUCCUUCAAAAAAAGGUCGUGCCUUGCAAUUCCAUGCCGUGCUCCAUCACUUCUGACAACCAGUGCCUGUGGACAGAUGGGAUCAUGUCCAGGAUAUGGGAUGGCUUCCAGGCCAAACGCUUGGCUUGCCUGCCCCGGGGCGAAAGCACCGGCCUCUGCACUUGGCAGUCGCUGAGCACUCAAGGGCCGGGCUCCCUUCGCAAAAUUCUCCUGAGGCAGUGAUCUCUUUGUGGACCCUUCCCUUCCUAUCUCUGGAUUGUUUCUUUUAAAAAUAAACAUCAGUUCCAAACCACCUUCUCUCUCUUUUUUUUAAAAUGAUAUUUAUUAAGAAUUUUAAAAUUACAG
Podarcis lilfordi (Lilford's wall lizard) is the source of this 10228-nucleotide messenger RNA. NCBI's taxonomy places the organism in Eukaryota, Metazoa, Chordata, Lepidosauria, Squamata, Lacertidae. The record is from the annotation of a GenBank genome assembly.